UUCUAGCAUGGGGAGCCUUGGAAGCCUGUGCUGAUGCUUCUUGCCCCAGCCCUAGGUUCUUCAGCUGAGUGGGGGAAGCUGGGAAAGGAUCUGGAUUGGAAGGCGGCAGCAGAGGUAGACAUGGAUCCCAAGAUCUCCUCUGAGAAUCAUCACAUGACUCUGAUGGAAGAAGAAGAUGAACCAAGAGAGGAGCCCAAGGAUGAUGGAGCUGGUGACCUACAACACUUUGGGUCCACCAAUAUCAUGGCAGGAGAUAACCACAUACAGAAGCAGCUGGAAUUACAAAAUGGUAGCUUAGAGGAAGUAUUUGUGGUACGUUCCCCGGAGAUUGAGCCGCAGAACAUGAUGGAGAGCCUAAGCCCGAGGAAAUAUUCAUCCAGUCUGAAGUUUAAAGCCAACGGGGACUAUUCUGGCUCGUAUUUAACCCUCUCCCAACCUGUGUCCACCAAGAGAAGCCCUUCUCCUUUGGGCAACAGUGUUAGGAGCAGCCCCUCCUUGGUCAAGCUCCAGGGAAGCAAACAGUUUUGUGAUGGAACUGAUAAAAAUGUUUCCAUGAAGCCUCCUACUUCGUUCCUUAGCUCGGCAGCCUCUCUGGGGGUUUAUCCACUCGGGAGAGCAGAUUUGGAUCAUUAUUCUGGUCGGGACAGUGAGAGGUCCUUCAGGUCCUCAGAGAAGCCCCCCUAUUCCAGAUACAGCUCUAGGAAUAAAUCACAUGACAACGUCUACUUUCUCGGGGGGCUGGAAGGAAGAAAAGCCUCUGGCUCGCUCUUGACCAUGUGGAAUGGAGGCUCCUUGAGCAGCGCUGGCUCCGCACCAGUCAGCAGAUCUGGGGCAGCGAGUAUGCCCUCAAGCCCAAAGCAAGCUAGGAAAAUGAACUUACAGGACAACUUGCCACUUCAACACCGCUUAAGCCGGCACAAGGAGCCAGCCUCUGAAAAUAUCAGUGUGAGAACAAGAAAGUAUUCAGGGAGCAGCCUCAGUAACAUGGGUGCCUAUAGCCGAUCGCUUCCCAGGUUGUAUAAAGCCACAGACAGCCAGAUGCCGCCUCUCAGCCUGCCUCCAAGAAACUCCCUGGGCAAUUCCAAACGAGGUCAGUUAGGGGAAAAGGAUCUACCUCAUAGCAUAGUGGAUAAUGACAAUUACCUUAACUUUUCUUCUCUAAGCUCAGGGGCUUCACCCUAUAAAACCUCUCUGUCAGAGGGAAAUCCUUACGUAAGCUCUACCCUCAGUGUCCCUGCCAGCCCUCGAGUGGCUCGGAAGAUGCUCCUGGCCUCCACCUCUUCAGAGGACUUUGAUAGGGCUUCUUACUCAGGGACCAGCCCGAGUCAUUCCUUCAUCUCUGGAGAACCAGACCGAGUGCCUGUGACCAGGAGGAACUUCUCUUGUGGAUCUAUCGAGUUGGAUGAUUCUGAUCUGGAAAGCCUACGACAGUCCUCAGAAACUCCCCAGCCUGUCCUUCGAGAACGGAAAAGCAGCAUUAGCUCCAUUUCAGGCCGUGACGAUCUGAUGGAUUAUCACCGCCGACAGAGGGAAGAGAGACUCAGGGAGCAGGAGAUGGAGCGCCUGGAGCGGCAGCGACUGGAGACCAUCCUCAGUCUGUGUGCUGAGUACACGAAGCCUGAGGGCCGACGCCUGUCCGCUGGCACCACCGUGGCAGAUGUGCAGAAAAUCAACAAGGAGCUGGAGAAGCUGCAGCUGUCCGAUGAGGAGUCUGUGUUUGAGGAGGCUCUGCUGUGCCCCGACGCCAGGUACAGGUGCCAUCGGAAAGGAUCUCUCCAGGAUGUUGACAUUGCGGGCUUUGGGAGCCUCAGUCACAGCGCCAGCUUCCUGGCUCCCAGGGGCAGCAGGAAUGAUGAACUGCUUGGUGACCUCACCAGGACGCCCCCACCAUCCUCAUCUGCGUUUCUGAAAACAUCCAACGAGUCCUCCUACCUCAGUAUCCUACCGAAGACCCCAGAGGAUAUAGGUGAGGAACAGAGGACUCAGGAGUUGGCUGCAAUGGAAGAUGCCCGGAUGGUUAUUCUGAACAACCUUGAGGAACUUGAACAGAAAAUCAAAGAUAUAAAUGACCAAAUGGAUGAAUCCUCCAGAGAGUUGGAUAUGGAAUGUGCUCUUUUGGAUGGAGAGCAGAAAUCCGAGACGGCUGAGCUCAUGAAGGAGAAGGAGAUUCUGGAUCAUCUGAACCGGAAAAUCACAGAACUGGAAAAGAACAUCGUAGGCGAAAAGACCAAGGAGAAGGUAAAGCUUGAUGCUGAGAGGGAAAAGCUAGAGAGGCUUCAGGAGCUUUACUCCGAGCAGAAGACCCAGCUGGACAAUUGUCCUGAGUCCAUGAGGGAGCAGUUACAGCAACAACUCAAGAGGGAUGCUGACCUGCUGGAUGUCGAGAGCAAACACUUUGAAGACUUGGAAUUCCAACAGCUUGAGCGUGAGAGCCGUCUGGAUGAGGAAAAGGAGAAUUUGACGCAACAGCUCCUGAGGGAGGUGGCGGAGUAUCAACGGAACAUCGUUGCUAGGAAGGAAAAGAUUUCCGCACUGAAAAAGCAAGCCAGUCACAUUGUUCAGCAGGCUCAGAGGGAACAAGAUCACUUCGUAAAAGAGAAGAACAACCUAAUAAUGAUGCUCCAAAGAGAAAAAGAGAAUCUUUGUCAUUUGGAAAAGAAGUACUCCAGCCUCACUGGGGGGAAAGGAUUUCCUAUUAACCCCAAUACUCUGAAAGAGGGCUAUAUCAGUGUAAAUGAGAUUAAUGAGCCAUGUGGCAAUUCCACGAAUCUAUCCCCUUCCACUCAGUUCCCUGCUGAUGCUGACGCUGCUGUCACUGAGCCUGCCUCGGCUGUGCUGGUGAGCCAGCCCCAGAGUCCAGAGCAAAGAGCAGCCGUCUGUUCUGGAUUUCUGUUUCCUUCCACCCUCUCUCUUCAUCCUGUCACUCCACCUUCAUCAGCCGCUUGGCCUGAAGUUAUGGCUACAUCUGUCGAUCCUUUCCCUUUAAAUGACACACCUCCUCCUCUGCCAGCUAAGAAACACAGAAGGCAACAGCAGCUGGAGCAACAGCACUUUAGGAGUCUGGAAGAAAGGAAAAAGCAGCACAGAGAAGGUCUCUAUCUGAGUGACACUUUGCCUCGAAAGAAAACCACUCCUUCCGUCUCCCCACACUUCAGCAGUGCCACCAUGGGGAGAAGCAGCACCCCAAAGGCUCACCUGCCUCUGGGACAGAGCAACAGCUGUGGCAGUGUGCUCCCCCACUCGCUGGCAACCAUGACGAAAGAUUCAGAGUCUCGCAGGAUGCUCAGAGGUUAUAAUCACCAACAGAUGAGUGAAGGACAAAGACAGAAACCUGACUUUUACAGCCGCACAGCAUCUGAGUCAAAUGUCUACUUGAAUAGUUUCCAUUACCCAGAUCACAGCUACAAGGACCAGGCCUAUGACACGUUGAGCCUGGACAGCUCGGAUAGCAUGGAGACCAGCAUUUCUGCCUGUUCUCCAGACAAUAUCUCUAGUGCCAGCACAUCCAAUAUUGCCAGGAUAGAAGAAAUGGAGAGACUCUUGAAACAGGCUCACGCGGAAAAGACCCGGCUACUUGAAUCCAGGGAACGGGAAAUGGAAGCCAAAAAACGAGCGCUGGAAGAAGAAAAACGACGCCGGGAAAUCCUGGAAAAACGACUGCAAGAAGAAACCAGCCAGAGGCAGAAGUUAAUAGAAAAAGAAGUGAAAAUAAGAGAAAAACAAAGGGCACAGGCUCGUCCUCUGACUCGCUAUCUGCCUGUCCGGAAAGAAGACUUCGAUUUGCGGAGUCAUGUGGAGACAGCGGGCCACAAUAUUGACACCUGUUUUCAUGUGUCAAUCACAGAGAAGACCUGCCGAGGUUACCUCAUCAAAAUGGGUGGAAAAAUUAAAACGUGGAAGAAACGUUGGUUUGUUUUUGACCGGAAUAAGCGGACAUUUUCUUAUUAUGCAGACAAGCAUGAGGCUAAAUUAAAGGGAGUGAUAUACUUUCAAGCCAUCGAAGAAGUGUAUUAUGAUCACCUCAAGAAUGCUAAUAAGAGUCCGAACCCACCACUCACCUUUAGCGUGAAGACACACGACAGAAUCUAUUACAUGGUGGCUCCUUCCCCGGAGGCCAUGCGGAUCUGGAUGGAUGUCAUAGUGACUGGAGCAGAAGGAUACACGCACUUCCUGUUGUAAUGAACUCUGGCAAUGGUCCACUUCAGGGCAGACCGCAGUAGUCUCUCGCAAGAAUGAAGCCAUAUCCUGUCUCAGAUGGCAAGGCCCAACAGACGUCCCUUUAGCUGCGUGCACUCAGAACUCUUCAUACUGGGAAGCCUUUUGUACAAAAGAAAGCAGGACUCAUGAUGACAGAACUGCAGCUCCCUUGACAAACCAAAACCAAAACACUAUUUUCAUAAGAGCAUCAUUUAGAUGCGAGUUUCUCAUACACUCUUUUUAUCAGCUGAUGUUGGUUAAAUACACUGAACGGUUUACACGAUGUCUGUAAAUAUGUACUUAGAAAUAUACUAUUUUAGCACCCAAAUCAUUACCAUUGGUAAUCAGCUGCCUUCUUUGUAGGAAGUAGCAUUUUAUAAAAAUUAGCAAAUAAUAACUUAGAAAGCAACAUAUUUUAGACAUUUUGCCUUAAUUUUUAAAUACUGCCCCCCAAACCAAAGACAUGGCUUGCCUCCUGUUUAACAUCAGUGUUAUUCUCUCAAUACUCUUUAAAAUGGUAUUGUGAUGUCAAUUCUGUAGUGCCUCCCAUCACAGAAGCUACUGUGCACCUAUAGUAAACCAGGUUCAUAAAAAAACUUUUUAAAAAGGAAAAAAAAAGCUUCUUGUUUUUAGAAAAGGCCAUCUCAGAAAACAGAAACCUGCAAUAUCUGGCAGUUGUAAUUAAGGAGAAUGCUUAGUGGGGGAAGCCUGUUCUGUUGAAGAUGUGCUCAUUCCUGGUGCUGAGAAUAAAAGCAACCAGACUGCCUGCUUCCUCGUGCUCAUGGGGCAGAGCUGUUAACUGCACCCUGACAUGGCAUAACUAUGAAGCCAUCUCUGGUUCGCUGAAAAACAGAACCAUUCAAAUAUCUUUAUUUUGAAGAUAACCAAAAUUCAAAGUAAUGUUCUCUAUGCUAUAUCUUUUUAGUUCUAUCUCUACAGAUAGCCUUGUUUCUAGAGCUAUUUUUUUUUUAUUUUAAUGAAGUGACUUCGGGAAAGUCUCUUUAUAAUCGUUCUCCAAGUGCCAUUUAUUUUAGUUGUUGUGUUUUGUGUUUGUAAGUAUGAAUGAACUCUUUCCGAAUACAUGCCGAAUGGAUAGAAGUAGAAAAUAAUGCCAUUACUUACUUGUACACGUGAAAUGAUUAGAAAUGUCCACAAAACUUUGUCAAGCCUGACUGGGUACAAUUUUUUUUUAAACUUACAGUGUACUUUUAUACCUGUAUACAUGUUACCAUUAAUAAGAUUUUGCAACUGGAUGAUGCCAGGUUUUACUUGAAUAAUGAGGAAGAAAUAUCAUGACUGUAGGAAGUAUUUUUUCAGCUGUGAUUUCUGCAGCAGUCCCCUUCAACUCUUGUGAUCUAAAACAUUAAAAUGUAAUUGCUAAGAUCUGGUCGGUUAAUGUAAAGACACAGCUUUUCUGUACUGUACUUUUCCCAUAGGACAGUAAGGGUAUUCUAAUCAGUUUGCAUGUCUGAACCUUUUAGAUAUGUGUGCUAAAUGUAUUGAGUUUGGAUUAAAGUGUUGACCUGA
Molecule: messenger RNA, 5724 nt
Organism: Microtus ochrogaster (prairie vole)
Lineage: Eukaryota; Metazoa; Chordata; Mammalia; Rodentia; Cricetidae
Gene: Phldb2
Product: pleckstrin homology like domain family B member 2
Exons: 20
Coding region: 34-4179 (1381 amino acids)
Biological process (GO): regulation of microtubule cytoskeleton organization
Cellular component (GO): basal cortex
Source: RefSeq, a predicted model, not a curated record